AUGAUAACGAGGGACCAAGUCUUGCAAUGGGUAUCUGAAGCGUCUUCCACGCUAACAAAAGCACAGGAGGUGUGUCAGGUAGCACAGAACUACCUCCAGGAAACAGAAUAUGAACUACACAAUCGCUUGGCUACGGCUAUAGAUACCAGCCACGAUAUGGUUCUGGCUCUCCAGGAGCAGUCAAAGGUGAUGGAACAAAUUAUGAAAGUGGUUAAUUUGCAAAAGAUAGACGAUGAUGGGACAGAAUCAAAAAUAGCCAACUUACAACAGCAAUUGGCUCGUCUUAAACGGAAUGUAUCCGUCUUGGAAUCGACAGAUGUACCAAAGUAUUUAUUGCGCAAGAAUCCUGCAAAAGUUUCCGGAGACAAAGAAGACGGAAACAAGACGCUUAAAGAUUUCAUUUCCUUGACCAGCAUUGAGUUACUUGAGGACAAUGCCCAGACGUAUGUGAAGAAUAAUUCUGCUAUUCGCAAAUGGCGCACAGAAGUCAUUACAGAUAUCAUUGGCAGAGCCAACUUGUACAAAAAGCAAGCCAGUAGGCUAGCAAUGCAAUAUGAAGAUGAAGCAACGGGGAUCAUUGUGGAGACUUCCGUUGGCAUCCGCACCGAAGGGUCGGCAUUUGCACUGCGAAGCUUGGCUGAAACAAUCGAUAAAGAAAACAAAUCGCUUGAAACAGAACUAGUUGCGCUCUUGGAACUGCUAACAAAUCAUUACGAUCAGUGUAACAGAGCAUUGGGACUUCCUUGGUCGAAUGAAGAGGCAUUAGCUGUGCACCAUGAAGGACUACAAGUACUAGAAGGAGACGCUCGAGAUCUUCCAGGAGUCUACAAAGAAGUUUGUACUGUCCAGGAGAUUAUUGAGAACAAUAGAAACCGCGCUACGAAGUACCUUUCCUCCAAACUUCCUCCGUUUGAAAAAAUUGUGAAUGGUUCGAGAAACCUUCUUGAUACCAUCCGAGAUUUCAAAUGCAAAAUUGUGCCCCAACUGUUCGCCACCAUUGCCAAAACAAACGAGAUAUUGCAAAACUACGUUCUCAAUGGUGAGUCUAUCUUCAGUGGAGAUCCUCUAGAGUCUUACAUCUUGGCGAUUAACGAACUAUGCGAUCACUAUGAGCGGUUUUCUCACAUAUACGCCGAGAAUUACUUGGCGGAGUUGCGAUAUCGGGUCAAUGACUAUCCACAAAAUUUCAUUGCCAAAAUCUCGGACUUUCUUAAUGGAGAAUUAGACGAAUACCGGAGGAAGGAAACCCAGCGGCGGGCACAGUGGGUCAAGCAGUAUGGCGAAUAUAUUCCCAACGAGUUCAUUUUACCAGAUGAGGUACCUUCAGUGGUUCAAGUCAUCACCAAUAUCGAUGACAUCGAAUCCGCAGACAUCGUUGACAGCCACAAAGCCCUGGAAGUCACAAUUGACGGGAACCGGGGUAGCUCAAAUCUGGGGUAA
Meyerozyma guilliermondii ATCC 6260 is the source of this 1440-nucleotide messenger RNA. Its product is annotated as protein kinase regulatory subunit. The record is from RefSeq and is a predicted model, not a curated record. Lineage: Eukaryota; Fungi; Ascomycota; Pichiomycetes; Serinales; Debaryomycetaceae. The coding region runs from base 1 to 1440 and encodes 479 amino acids. Gene Ontology annotation, cellular component: phagophore assembly site; Atg1/ULK1 kinase complex. Gene Ontology annotation, biological process: autophagy of mitochondrion; activation of protein kinase activity; piecemeal microautophagy of the nucleus. Gene Ontology annotation, molecular function: protein kinase activator activity; molecular adaptor activity. The transcript has a single exon.